Messenger RNA from Fusarium keratoplasticum, 1134 nucleotides. RefSeq lists its product as uncharacterized. NCBI's taxonomy places the organism in Eukaryota, Fungi, Ascomycota, Sordariomycetes, Hypocreales, Nectriaceae. The transcript has 2 exons. Bases 1 to 1134 code for a protein of 377 amino acids. The record is from RefSeq and is a predicted model, not a curated record.
AUGCCAUCUUCACCGCAUACGCCGAGGCACUCUCGGAACUCGUCCGCUUUCGAUAGCUUCUCGGGCUCCCCACAAGCUCGACGGCUCUCCAGAUCGUCAGCACAGGACCCCUCAGCUUCAUUCCGCAACAGCUUUAAUCAACAGGAUGCUCUGGAGCUGAACGGGAAUGGCAUGGGUAACCUGGCGGACGAACUCGCGGAUGCCUUUUCGGACUCGGGAGACGAAGGUGACUACAUCGAUGGAGAUGGCGAUAGUGAGGUGCUAGGCCCGGAGGGAGAUGAGGUCCAGCAUGGGCAUUCGACUGAAGAGGAAGAGGAGAAGGUGGGCGCCAGUAGCCCAACAAAGCAGAACGGCGACAGAUUAAAAGCUGCGAACCUGACGAUUCUCUCCCCACGCCGGAAACACCAACGACAAACGAGCAAUUACGAUGGCAGUGAGUACGGGUCCGAGUCUGAUUUGGACUCUCCUGGCAUGCCGCCCGGACUGGUUGCCAAGAUGGACGCUGUAGAGUCGCUAGCCCGGCGGGGGACAGAGAAUUACGGUGGCCCAACGGACGACGUAUUCAAGCGAGUCACAAAUGCGUUGCGGGAUCUCGGGUCCCAGUCCAGUGUGGAGGCCAGCGCCUCAAGGUUGAUAACGGCACAUUCUGCGCUGACCACUCACCUGAACCAUCAAACACGUCAAAUCCACAACCUCACAUUUCCUCUAUUAUCGCCUCUUGUCGCACCCCCGGACCCCGAGACCAUCGACGACUUGAUCCCGCUGCUCUUAUCGCUCUCGGACACGAUGCCACGACCCUCGACAUCGGCAUUCAACUCGUUGACGGGCCUCCAUUCAAUCACCUCUGACUUGGUACAAACCCUGAAUUAUCUCUCCGACACACUGCACAUGUCCCGGCAGACAACAACAACAGCAACAAGAAGAUUGAGGAGCGCAAAGGAGAUCGUCGCCGAGAUGAGGAGAGAAGAAGAGCUUAGGGAGGAAGGUGAGCGCUGGCUUACGAGGGGUAACUGGGGGGAGCGACUGGAGAAGAGAGAGUGCGCAGGCGUAUGCGGAGAAGUGAUCGGCGGAUUCGAAGAGGUCUGCAACGGAUGGCGGGAGAGAUUGCUGGCGCAAGCAGAAGCACAGGCCUAG